Messenger RNA from Malus domestica (apple), 928 nucleotides. Its product is annotated as V-type proton ATPase 16 kDa proteolipid subunit. The record is from RefSeq and is a predicted model, not a curated record. Gene Ontology annotation, molecular function: proton-transporting ATPase activity, rotational mechanism. Gene Ontology annotation, biological process: proton transmembrane transport. Lineage: Eukaryota; Viridiplantae; Streptophyta; Magnoliopsida; Rosales; Rosaceae. Gene Ontology annotation, cellular component: proton-transporting V-type ATPase, V0 domain; membrane.
GAUCGAAACACGCAUAAACGCUUAAAGGGGUUUUGGCGGAGAGGAGAGGAGAGGAGAAAACAAAUCCAUCAAAAGCCAGAUCCGAUCAAAGAAUAUCUGUCCAUAAAUCGAGGAGAAUGUCUUCUUCAACCUUCAGUGGCGAUGAAACGGCACCGUUCUUCGGGUUCCUCGGCGCCGCCGCGGCCCUCGUCUUCUCCUGUAUGGGAGCUGCAUAUGGGACGGCGAAGAGCGGAGUAGGAGUGGCGUCGAUGGGAGUGAUGAGGCCGGAGCUGGUGAUGAAGUCGAUCGUGCCGGUAGUUAUGGCGGGAGUGUUGGGUAUUUACGGGCUCAUUAUCGCCGUCAUCAUCAGUACCGGUAUCAACCCCAAGGCUAAGUCCUAUUACCUUUUCGAUGGCUAUGCUCAUCUUUCCUCUGGUCUAGCUUGCGGCCUUGCCGGUCUAUCUGCCGGUAUGGCUAUUGGCAUUGUCGGUGAUGCCGGUGUUAGAGCCAAUGCACAACAGCCAAAGCUUUUCGUUGGGAUGAUCCUCAUUCUCAUUUUUGCUGAAGCACUGGCACUGUACGGUCUGAUUGUUGGUAUCAUUCUCUCUUCCCGAUCGGGUCAGUCAAGAGCUGACUAGAAGGUGUGCUUGGUGGCGUUUUCAGUUGCUGCUAUUUAUCAAGAACUACUUUACUGUUUUGGUUAGAAGUUAUAGUUUUGUUUCGAAGGUGCGAUGCAGCAGAUUCAUGUAUGAUGUGAUUGAUGUUGUGUUCUACCAGGUGGAUUGUGGUAGUAUUUAUGUGCCAAAGGUGUUAGAAAUAGAAUUAGCUAUUAGUUUUACUUCCGAAUAAGUUUGCGUUGUGUUUCACGAUCCCAUAUGCUGUAUUGAGAAAUCGAAUUAAACAUUUAUUUGUUCAAGUUUAUAUAGCCUGUAUCAUUGUGUUUGGUGCA